CAAUAAGGAGGUGGGUUAUGUAUGUUUGUUUGUGUAUUGAAAGUGACAUAAUUACUGAACCUAUUGAAUGACUCUUCUCAAUACCAUCAGUUACAUCAUCAGGGUGAGAUGAAUGCUCUUAGACAGUUCAUAAUCCCGUCCGGCGUGACAAGAAAAACGUUAGAUAAUGAAAAAAAAGCAUGGUUUUAUCGAUUUUUAUAAAUAAUUAAAGAGAAAAUCUCUCAAAAGAUCUACCAGGGGUUUUCAAAGUUGAACUAAACACAAACAGUUUACCGUUUGUCACAACUCUUCACGUAUAGCAUCAAUGUGCUUUCGUGAACGGAACACUGGAUACUGUCUAAGUUUAAUUUAAACUAACAACAGCUAUUAGCUAAAAAGCUCUAAUACAUAACAAGCUUUAAUACAUAACAUAACGAUCAAAUAACCUACUAGGUAUAUCUCAAUCGACCCCGACUUCACGAUUCCUCUAACAGCGAAUGUUUUAUAACUUAGAGCGUAAUAAAAGUGUCUUAAAAGAUCAUAUUUAAGUGUAAUAUUGAACUGUUAGAAGUAGCACAAAACGUCUGAGCUACAUUUUUUAACAAAAAAUACAAACUAGUCCAAACUCCAACGUGACAAUAAGGUCGAAGCUUGUUCAAUAACAAAACUAACGCGUCCACAGCGGACAGUCGACGGGCGACGGCCGGGGAUUACAUUAUCAUUCUUAUUACAACAGUCUUGAGAUUAAAUUAGAUCGAAUCCCACUUAACUGACGGUUAAACCUUCUCAAUGUCGCAUCUGUGUCACAGUUUAGACCUUAUUACAGCGGACGAAGGCUCAAUAUCGCUUGUCUUGAUCCAGUAAAAGUUAGAUUUGUGUUAUUUAUUUUUCUCCAGGGGUAAAACACGCAUUCCACUUUCCACGGUCAAGUGCGCCGUAGUGUUGCCAGCUUGUUCCGAUCACCUUGAAAUAGUGUAUUAAUAUUGACGAUUAUAAAGUAAAUUAAUUUAUUAAUAAAAGCCGUUUUUCUGUACACUUUUGUUAAUAUUUUUUUCCGUUAAUAGUAACCAUCGACCUCUGUGUGUUGUGCAACAUAGUAAUUACUUUAAAUACAUUUAACUGCGUACUAGGCUGUUCUAAGUGACCACGAUAGUCAUGUGCUAAUUAUUACCUUAACAGCGGCAACCCUGAGCCUCCGAGUGAGUUUGUCCCAGUACAGCGUCGUUGCGGCUAGUCGGAGGAUACAAUCUGAUGGCUCUACUGACUCGUGUGUUGAGGCGAGCGACGCCUUACCUCCACCACACCAGGCCGGAGUCCACAGUGGCCAGUUUCACCAAGGAUGAGAUCCUGAUACUGCUGAGACCACCUUUCACGAACUGGAGCAACAUCAUCCGCGAGGCGGAGAAAGUUGUCGGCUAUCCCACUUCCUUCAUCAACCUGAGAUGUCUCCUCAGCGACGAGUUCUCCAACCUGGCUCUGUACUUAAGGAAGCUGGUUGGUAGCAACCAUCUCGUGAUGCAAACAGCAAAGAACGUCCUCUACGGAGACACGAAGAACCUUCAACCGUGGGGUCUGGUCAUCUCGCUGCUGUCGAAGUCGGUGAAGUCGUCCACGACUCCCGAACACGUCUACAACCAGCAGCGCCAACUAGCGGAGCUCACAGAGAUGAUGCGGACAGGCCAUCUCAUCCACAGAGGCAUCGUCAACGUUCCUUUUGCGAAGCGAUCCAAAAGCACUGAAUCGGCAAUAUUUGGUAACAAAAUCGCGAUACUCCUGGGCGACUUCCUCCUCGUGACUGCGAACUCGAUGUUGGCGAACCUGAAGGACCCGGAUGUCCUGUACAUCGUGUCCACGGCGUUACGAGAUCUAUCAGAGAGCGAAUUUUUCGGGGAACGAGACGAGCAGAACAUGCCGCUGCCUGGUAAACCGAAGAAAACGAUCGAGGAGUUGGAUAUAUCAUUCGAUACGAGCACCAUCGAGGCUAGCGAUGUUUUGGGGAAGCCGAGGAAGGAGUGGACCACUAGAACGGUCUACAAUGGCGUCAGUCUCCUGGGCAGGGGUUGCCAAUCGGCCAUGCUGAUCGGCAAACAGAACAGAGACAUUCAGAACUAUGCUUAUCACUUCGGCUGCCACGUGGGUUUAGCUUGGCAGGCUGCCACUGAACUCCAGAGACUGACAUCCGAGAAGGGUCAGUUUUGCUUGGCCAGCGCUCCCGUACUCUUCGCUUUGGAGGGCAAUCCGGACUUAUAUAAAAUUAUCGAUCAAGCAAAAAACGACGUAAACGACGUCGACUACGAGGAUCUCAAGUUUAACAUAUUGAAAACUGACGCGAUCGACAAGACGAGAAUGCUUUACAGAGAUCACGCGAGCAAAGCCAUGGCCUUCAUAGAUAACAUCGGACGAAACGAAUCCACUGAGAUGAUCAGGAAGCUGGUUUACACAUUUUAAAACUAACACCUCAGUGUAACUUCUAAGACUGAAUUAAAAUUAAAGAAAUUAAUCAAUAAUAGUUAUAAAUAACUAGAGCUAUGUGUAAGCGAAAUAUAUUUUAAUGUGUUAACUACCUUUAUCUGAUUAUAUUUCAUUUAAAAGCUUUACUAUAUUUCAUUAAUAUAUAAAUGUCUUAAGACUGUAGCGAGCGCUCUGAGACGCUUUGAAGUAUUUUCCCUCGGUUCCUGUGGCCCUACGUGGUUCACGUUCAUAGAGAUGCAACAUUUACUGUAGCUAUAGGUAAUUAGAGUUAUUUUUAUUUAUUUAUUUUUUUAGUCCUUACUUAAGUUAAUUUAUCUGCAAAUAAUAUAAUAAAAUAAAAUAUAACCUUAA
Danaus plexippus (monarch butterfly) is the source of this 2802-nucleotide messenger RNA. Its product is annotated as all trans-polyprenyl-diphosphate synthase PDSS2-like. Gene Ontology annotation, biological process: ubiquinone biosynthetic process; isoprenoid biosynthetic process. The record is from RefSeq and is a predicted model, not a curated record. Gene Ontology annotation, cellular component: mitochondrion; transferase complex. The coding region runs from base 1231 to 2427 and encodes 398 amino acids. Gene Ontology annotation, molecular function: prenyltransferase activity. The transcript is spliced from 2 exons. Lineage: Eukaryota; Metazoa; Arthropoda; Insecta; Lepidoptera; Nymphalidae.